Molecule: messenger RNA, 3813 nt
Organism: Carassius carassius (crucian carp)
Lineage: Eukaryota; Metazoa; Chordata; Actinopteri; Cypriniformes; Cyprinidae
Product: transducin-like enhancer protein 3-B
Exons: 22
Coding region: 629-2968 (779 amino acids)
Biological process (GO): regulation of DNA-templated transcription; negative regulation of canonical Wnt signaling pathway
Cellular component (GO): transcription regulator complex; nucleus
Molecular function (GO): transcription corepressor activity; protein binding
Source: RefSeq, a predicted model, not a curated record
GGUAGUUGAGCCCGCGUGUCAGUAGGCAGCCUGUGUGUGUGGUACUGUGAGUGCUGGAGAAACUAGGCAAAGCGAUUUCGAGCGGCUGGCACGUACGGGGCAAACUUUUCACAAUCAGACAUUUUUAAACAAACACGCAAAUAGGGAUUGGGAGAGUUUACCAACAACAGGAAUACUGCGAGAACCCAGUCUUAACUGUGGAAAUCAUUCUCGAAGCGAUUGUAGGCGCUGCUUUUCUAUGGUUGGGAUUGAUUCCCAACCAGCGCCAAAUACUGCUCGUUUAAGGUCACGAGUGGAGGACUUCGACAUUUCCUCGGUGCAAGGAAUUAUUGCUGUUGUUACAUUGGCGGAAAACGAUUUUAUGGAGACUGAAGAACAAGCGCAGCUGAAUGCUUGACUCUUAAGUAGAUAAUGAGCCAACGCGCUGUUUUUUUGUCUUGCUCCUCGGCUGUGUGAAGGAUAAAGGGGUUAAAUCGGGUAUAAGAAGCGCGUGGAUCGGGUGGACGGACUGGGCUUUGUGUGUCCGAGAGCGCUGGGAGGGGUGACCGACGGGCUCUCGCUCAUCUACUCGGAUUACUGAAGAGCGCCACAACCCCUGGAUCUUCACUUCAGAAAGGAUACAUUCAAGAUGUAUCCGCAGGGCCGGCAUCCGGCACCUCACCAGCCUGGUCAGCCAGGCUUCAAAUUCACUGUAGCAGAAUCUUGUGACAGGAUCAAAGAUGAAUUCCAGUUCCUUCAAGCUCAAUACCACAGUCUUAAAGUGGAGUUUGACAAACUGGCCAACGAGAAGACAGAGAUGCAGCGACAUUAUGUCAUGUAUUAUGAGAUGUCCUAUGGGCUGAACAUUGAAAUGCAUAAACAGACUGAGAUUGCCAAACGUCUAAAUGCAAUUCUUGCCCAAAUAAUGCCUUUUUUGUCACAAGAGCACCAACAGCAGGUUGCGCAGGCUGUUGAACGUGCUAAGCAAGUGACAAUGACAGAGUUGAAUGCCAUCAUCGGGGUACGUGGACUUCCCAAUCUGCCGCUCACCCAGCCUCAUGCUGUCUACCCUGCUCUGAUGCAGCAGCAGCUCCAGGCUCAACACCUUUCUCAUGCUGCCCACGGACCCCCAGUCCAGCUGCCCCCUCACCUGCAGCCCCCAGGCAUCCCUCCAGUCACGGGCUCAGGGUCAGGUCUGCUGGCGCUGGGAGCUCUGGGUAGCCAGGCGCACCUGUCAGUCAAAGAUGAGAAGAACCACCAUGACCUGGAGCACAGAGAGCGGGAAUCUAGCACGAAUAAUUCAGGAUCACCGUCAGACAGCCUGAGGGCCAGUGAGAAACACAGAGGCUCUUCUGAAUAUAGUCUGGACCCGAAGAAACGCAGAGUAGAGGAGAAGGACAAUAUGAGCCGAUAUGACAGUGAUGGUGACAAAAGUGAUGAUCUGGUCGUGGAUGUGUCCAAUGAGGAUCCUGCCACUCCAAGGGUCAGCCCGUCUCAUUCUCCUCCUGAGAAUGGACUUGAUAAGGCCAGAGCGCUGAAGAAAGAUGCCCCCAACAGCCCGGCUUCUGUGGCCUCCUCUGGGAGCACCCCCUCCUCUAAAGUGAAGGACCACCCACAUAAUGACAAGUCCUCCACCCCAGGUUUAAAGUCCAACACCCCCACCCCACGCAACGACGCUCCCACCCCAGGAACUAGCAACACCCCUGGGCUCAGGCCCAUCCCUGGAAAACCACCUGGCAUAGAAGCACUGACAGCGCCUGCCCUACGUACACCAUUGUCAAUUGCGCCGCCAUAUGGGGCUCCGUUUGCCAUGAUGGGUCACCACCCAGAGAUGAACGGCUCAUUGACCAGUCCAGGUGUUUACCCUGGCCUUCACAUCUCCCCUCAGAUGAGUGCCGCAGCCGCUGCUGCCUAUGGACGCUCGCCUAUGGCGGGCUUUGAUCCUCAUCCCCACAUGCGUGCCCCUGGUCUGCCAGCAAGUCUGACCUCUAUACCUGGAGGCAAACCGGCCUACUCCUUCCACGUUAGCGCGGACGGCCAGAUGCAGCCAGUACCUUUUCCUCCAGAUGCUCUGAUUGGACCAGGUAUUCCCCGUCAUGCCCGUCAGAUCAACACACUAAGCCACGGUGAGGUGGUGUGCGCCGUAACCAUCAGCAACCCCACACGGCACGUCUAUACUGGCGGCAAAGGCUGCGUGAAGAUCUGGGACAUCAGUCAGCCUGGCAGCAAGAGCCCCGUCUCACAACUCGACUGUCUGAACAGAGACAACUAUAUCCGUUCCUGUAAGCUGCUUCCUGAUGGCCGUACUUUGAUCGUUGGAGGGGAAGCCAGCACUCUGACCAUAUGGGAUUUGGCCUCUCAGACUCCCCGUAUCAAAGCCGAGCUCACCUCUUCUGCCCCGGCCUGCUAUGCACUGGCUAUCAGCCCUGACGCCAAAGUCUGCUUCUCUUGUUGCAGUGAUGGAAAUAUUGCUGUCUGGGACCUUCAUAACCAAACCCUUGUCAGGCAGUUCCAAGGCCACACAGAUGGUGCAAGUUGUAUAGACAUUUCCCAUGAUGGCACCAAACUGUGGACAGGUGGACUGGACAAUACAGUACGGUCCUGGGACCUGAGAGAGGGACGACAGCUCCAGCAGCAUGACUUUACUUCACAGAUCUUCUCUCUGGGCUACUGUCCGAUGGGUGAGUGGCUGGCUGUGGGAAUGGAGAGCAGUAAUGUGGAGGUGCUUCAUCACACCAAGCCUGACAAGUACCAGCUGCACCUGCACGAGAGCUGUGUCCUCUCCCUCAAAUUUGCCUACUGUGGUAAAUGGUUUGUGAGCACUGGAAAGGACAACCUCUUGAAUGCUUGGAGGACUCCCUAUGGUGCCAGCAUUUUCCAGUCCAAGGAGUCAUCCUCUGUCCUGAGUUGUGACAUCUCAGCUGAUGAUAAGUACAUUGUGACAGGAUCUGGAGACAAGAAGGCCACUGUUUAUGAAGUGAUCUACUGAAUUCACUGCUUCGCCAGAUAUAAAGACCUAUGUAUGGAGCUUCUCUUUGGACCUGAUGUUUAAUGGAUUGAAGGGAUCACUCCUCCACUUUUUCCUCCUUUUAUAGUAGGAAACCCAGGUUAGGAACCGGUUGAUCCGUUGGGAUCGGUUCCCAGAUGUUUUUAUUUUUAGCACACCUGGAUUCUAGCAGUGGAGCAGUCCACUACUGAUCAAAACGGAAACAUGUUAAACUGUCCCAAGGACUUCCUGACAGCACUAAUGUAGUAAAUAUUGUCUUGCCUUUGCUUUAGGUCUGCUCACGGGAUUGUGUGUGCCUAUCUCUACCUUGCCAUCCCCUCCCCCCAUCUUUGUUCCUUCCUUUUUACAAAAAGUGAACAAUCUGUGAUUAUAAUAUGAAGCAGUGCUUCAAUUUUAGCCUCCUGCUCCCUGGACAAUUUGUUUAAAAGUGUAUAUAUGGAGUAAUAAAGACGUUUUAUAAAUAUAUAAAAUUAUAUAUAUUUCCAUGUCCUGAUAUACUUGUGAUGGGUUUCUUUGUCCUCAUGUCCUUAAUGCUUGAUGAAUGUAGAUUAGGACACACUUUUUGAUUUCGAUUUUGUAAGCACACUCUCUGGGCUGGCCAUUUGCUAAAAGGCUGGAAAAGGUGGAAAAACCCUUCCUGUUCCAGAAUAAUCUUAGUAAUUGUUUUUUUUUUUUUUUUUUUUGCUUGUUGAGCCUAUGUGCUGUUCAUUGAAAAUGGGAUCAGACCGGAAUCCUGUGGAAGUCGGAAUACGACGGAAACAGCCCAGAGGAGAGUGAGGAGAUGUUUGUAAAUUGACAGCGAUUAUUAAACUUGGAGAAUGACUAAA